CCACUACCUGUCUGUUUGACGUAGAGCCGAUAGUCAAGCUCAGUUUUCUUCGGGGAGUGGAAAAAGUCUAGAGCAGGUGGGAGGUGUAAUAACUGCUGUGAGACACUUCCUGGUUUUAUCUGCCACCGUUUGUUUCAGCUCACAGAUAAAAGCCCGUGCAACGGAUAUGGGUGUGUUGAUCCUUCAGCUUUUGGCGUGUGGCCAACUAAUAUUGUUUUCGUUGGCUUUGGAAAACGCAACCUAUCAGGUCCCUGAGUCACCAUUAAACAAGACUAACACGUCUCAGCCUUAUGUAACUCCUGUAUCGCUGAAUACAACAGGAAACUAUACGGAAAACAAUGCCUCAACCUUGCCAAACAAUUCAACGCUCAAUUCUAGUAAUACAAACGUGACCACUUCAACCACGACGAUGACCCCUACCAGUACCCAGAACAUAACUGUACCCCCUGAACAAAGCAAUGCAACAACAGUCUACAGAUCAACCACGCGGCCAAACGUAACAUCAGCACAAACAAACCAAUCAAGAACCUCAGCACCUAUAACAACACGAAAUAUCAGUUCAACAGUCGUCACGACUCGAAAAAGCACCACUUACAGCAGUACUAAAGGUACAACUGUUACUACAUCAAAGACUUCACCGACAACCAAACCAACUGAGAAAACUUCUACCACCGUAACUCUAGGCAACUCAACCAUUUUACCUGGUGCCAGUCUGAGUGGUUCAGAGACAUCUCUCACUAUUUUAUUUAGCAUUGUGCUUGGUAUGAUAAUUCUGAUGAUUCUGGUGUACUUUGCACACAAGUUCAGACGACGCAAACAGGCGAGGGUCCAAUAUACUCAUCGCCGUCUCCAGAAUGAGGAUACAGGGGAGCAGUUUAUAGCUCCAGAUGACACGCUGGUCAUUUCAGGAGGACUUUAUGAUGGCCCUCAGAUUUACAACCCCACCAUGACAGUGCAAAGUGAAGAAGACUAUCAGACGGAUACAUCUGGAUUCGCCUACAGACCCAGUCAGUUCCGGCUGGAGUUUCUAAAUGAGGAUCAGCGACGAGUGCCGGACCAUGACACCUUUCACUCAUUCCACGCAAUUGAUCAAGAGCCUUAGAUGUCAAUACAGAAACCAGCCUCAUUUAUUUUUAAAACUUUUUCAGAAGAAAUGCUUACUUUUACAUGAAGCUUUCAAAGUACAUGUAAAAAAAAUUCAGGUUAUUAAAUUAAGUUCUUUUUUAUGAAGUUUCAGUUAAGUUAAAUAUUAAUGAAAUGAGUUAAUGAAAUAAUCAAAUCAGUAUACGGAAAGAUAAACGCUUAAAAUGCAAAUAAAUUACUAAUAAUUCAACUGCAAACAACAACUACCAGAAACGCAACGUUUUUGAUGAACAUUGUAAAUUAUCUAUUUUAACAGAACAUACUAUAACGUUAAAUAGUGUA
Molecule: messenger RNA, 1425 nt
Organism: Misgurnus anguillicaudatus (oriental weatherfish)
Lineage: Eukaryota; Metazoa; Chordata; Actinopteri; Cypriniformes; Cobitidae
Source: RefSeq, a predicted model, not a curated record